AGAGCUACUUUUACCAGGGCAAAACCGCAAAGCGAAAAUAGAAGAAGACAGACGAGGCUAACUGUUGCCAGUGUUUUAUCGCUGUAGUUGGAUAUUUUUAUUGCGUUUUUCCGUUUGGAUCCACCCUCAAAGCAAAGAUGGGCAAGCGACAGCACCAGAAAGACAAAAUGUAUAUCACAUGUACAGAAUAUACCAACUUCUACGGAGGGAAGCGAGCUGAAAUCCCUCGGGCAAACUUUAAACGGCUUCCAUUUGACCAUUGCAGUUUGUCCCUUCAGCCGUUUGAAUAUCCCGUAUGCACUGAGGAUGGAGUUGUGUUCGACCUGCUGAGCAUUGUUCCUUGGAUUAAGAAGUAUGGAACCAAUCCGAUCUCUGGAGAAAAACUGGAAGCAAAAUCCCUCAUUAAACUUAAAAUUGCAAAGAACAACGAUGGAAAGUAUCACUGCCCUGUUCUCUACAACGUCUUCACAAAUAAUUCCCACAUUGUUGCCAACAAGGUGACUGGAAAUGUGUUUUCCUAUGAGGCCGUCGAGCAACUAAACAUCAAAACCAAGAGUUUCAAAGAUCUGCUGACAGAUGAACCCUUCACAAGAAAGGACAUCAUCACACUCCAGGACCCCACAAACCUGGAUAAAUUCAACGUGUCAAACUUCUUCCAUGUGAAGAACAACCUGAAAAUGUCAGAUGCAGACGAGGAGAAGGCGAGGCAGGAUCCAGCGUAUCACCUGAAGACUACCAACCUGGAAACCAGGGAGACCUUGGCUGAGCUUUACAAAGACUACAAGGGGGAUCAGCUCUUGGCUUCCACCAUGAAGGAGCCAGAAGCCAAGAAGACCGACAAAAUAAAUGCUGCCCACUACUCAACAGGAAGAGUUUCUGCCUCCUUCACAUCUACGGCUAUGACUCCUGCAACGACACACGAAGCAGAUGCCAUUGCCGACGACACGGUUCGUUAUCAGUAUGUGAAGAAGAAAGGUUACGUCCGUCUGCACACCAACGUGGGAGACCUGAACCUGGAGCUGCACUGUGACAAGGUUCCCAAAGCUGGAGAGAAUUUCAUCCGUCUGUGUAAAAAAGGCUACUACGAUGGGACAAUCUUCCACAGGUCCAUCAGAAACUUCAUGAUCCAAGGAGGCGACCCCACCGGUACAGGCACAGGAGGAGAAUCGUUCUGGGGAAAACCCUUCAAAGACGAGUUCCGGCCCAACCUCUCCCACACGGGCCGGGGGGUUCUGAGCAUGGCUAACUCGGGUCCAAACACCAACAAAUCUCAGUUCUUCAUCACGUUUCGCUCCUGCACCUACCUGGACAGAAAGCACAGCGUGUUUGGAAGGGUUGUUGGUGGAUUUGAGACCCUCACAGCCAUGGAGAAAGUAGAGUGUGAUCCUAAAUCAGAUAAACCAAAGUCAGAGAUUAAGAUCAUAAGUGCGACGGUGUUCGUGGACCCAUACGAAGAGGCCGAUGCUCAGAUCGCUGCAGAGCGAGAAAAGGAGCUGCAGAAACAAGAGGAGGAGAAGCAGCUGGUCAGCGUCGCCCUGAAGAAGGCCAAGGAGGAGCAGGCCCCCAAAACCUUCAGGGCAGGAGUGGGGAAGUACAUCAACCCCUCCACUGUAAAACGUCCAGCAGCAGAAGAUGAAAGCGGGCCGUCCACCAGCGGCGCUCCACCCAAGAAGUCCAAAGGAAAGACGAGUUUCGGGGACUUCAGUUCCUGGUAGCAUUGGUUCAACGUGGUUCUGGAUUCAAACGAUCAGAAAAACUCGUUAUUUUUCAUUUCUUAUUAUUUUUGUCUCAGCUUUGUUACUGUUUUCUAAAACUACAUUAAAGCUACUUUUCCCCAAAAA
Molecule: messenger RNA, 1841 nt
Organism: Nothobranchius furzeri (turquoise killifish)
Lineage: Eukaryota; Metazoa; Chordata; Actinopteri; Cyprinodontiformes; Nothobranchiidae
Gene: ppil2
Product: peptidylprolyl isomerase (cyclophilin)-like 2
Biological process (GO): protein folding; protein peptidyl-prolyl isomerization; protein polyubiquitination
Cellular component (GO): catalytic step 2 spliceosome
Molecular function (GO): ubiquitin protein ligase activity; peptidyl-prolyl cis-trans isomerase activity
Source: RefSeq, a predicted model, not a curated record